Symphalangus syndactylus (siamang) is the source of this 5040-nucleotide messenger RNA. It is a transcript of the gene COX19, whose product is annotated as cytochrome c oxidase assembly factor COX19. The record is from RefSeq and is a predicted model, not a curated record. NCBI's taxonomy places the organism in Eukaryota, Metazoa, Chordata, Mammalia, Primates, Hylobatidae. Gene Ontology annotation, cellular component: mitochondrial intermembrane space. Gene Ontology annotation, biological process: mitochondrial respiratory chain complex IV assembly.
UCCCGGGGGGGUGCCUGCUCGGCGCUCCGCCGGCCGCCCUGCGUACGCUCGCGAGGCGCUCGCAGACUCCAGCGUCGCCAACAUGUCGACCGCCAUGAAUUUCGGGACCAAGAGCUUCCAGCCGCGGCCCCCGGACAAGGGCAGCUUCCCGCUGGAUCACUUAGGUGAAUGUAAGAGCUUUAAAGAGAAAUUCAUGAAGUGUCUUCAUAACAAUAAUUUUGAAAAUGCUUUGUGCAGAAAUGAAUCAAAAGAAUAUUUAGAAUGCAGGAUGGAGAGAAAAUUGAUGCUACAAGAACCAUUGGAGAAACUGGGAUUUGGAGACUUGAUUGGUGGAAAAUCAGAGGCAAAAAAUGAAUGUUGAUGAGAAGACCCCUGGGCCGUGUUCAGUGGUCUCUCGGGACGGAGGGCAUCAUCCUGCCUCUUAGGUCGGCGAAGGCCUGCGUGUGGUGUCCUUAGAAAUGGGCUUCAAAUAGAGGCUCCAGCCCUGUGGGGGUGUCUCCUGGGUAGGGAGUGGCGUCCCGUUUUCCCUUAGGAGGGUAUUUCUGCAUUGAACCCCUGAGUGGGACGGCGUUCCCAGCAAGGCUGGGAGGGAGGUGAGCGUGGGGCAAGACCCUCGUCUUUGAGGCCAGGGCCCUCUUGUAUGGGGCGGUUUUAUGUUGCAGUCCUCUGAUACUUUCUGAGUUCAAACAGGUAAAUGCAUAAAUUUUAGUCCCUUCUGAACACAGAUAUCAUCAGAAAAUGACCAUUCCCUAGCAGGAUGUUUGCGUGUUUGUAUUCGUAUAUGCCAGUUCAUUUCCUUUAAAAAAAAAAAAAAAAAAAAAGUGGAACACAAAGUAGGAAGUGAGAACCUUCUGGCUUUGGAUGGAUUUGACUUCUUGAUUCUUUCUGGUUUUGCCUGAACACCAAGUAGCUUCACAAUCAAAGGGUCAUUUUCUGGUUUGUAUCAGACCGUAUUUAUAAAGUUGGGUAUUUAAUUUCAGUAACUCCAAUAUUUUAACAGAAAAAGAGAACCUGAGUCCAUUUGCGGUUAGGCUGGCACCAGCUGUCUUCUGUGCCAGCCAGCUCUGCCCAAGACCCCUGGCACAUGUUUGCAGCACGGCCUGGUAGGCACCCCUGAGCGGAGUUCUCAGCCCGUCUGCACCGGAGUUGCCUGUGGGUCACGGAAACCCAGCCCGUGUCCACCCAGUGCGUCAGGCCAGCCGGGGCCCAAACCUGUGGGUGGAACGCAGGUGCCUGCACAUCUGGGGCCUCAGCCAGACCUGUCCCCUUUCCAGGCGCUGUUGGAAAGGGGUUGGCUCUUGUCUGGUCAGUGGAGGACAGUGGCAGGAGACGGGGUUGGGGGAUCCAGGUCACGUUCUCUCUAGCGACCCUGGCAGUGGCUGUCUCCAAGUCCUGGCAGGUGAGGCCACCAACCUGGCCGACGUCAGGCUCCGGGAAAGAGGCUGCCCUUGCCCCUCGGGCCUGUGGGUGGCUGAGGCUUCUCAACCCAUCUCUAGUUCUCUGCAGCAAAGGCCCUCUGUUUCUGUCCUGCAGGGGUGGCCCUUUCGUGGUUAAACAUGUCCCUCCCCUCCCCACAGAACUGAGUACCUAUUGUGGCUGGGCCCGCCUAACCCUGUGUCCCUGCACCCAUGGGUUCUACCACCUGCUUCAGCUGCAGCUGUCACCGUCCCGUGUCUGCUCUCUGUCAGGCCUCUGAGUGCUACAGACGUAUUAACGUAUCACCGCUAGUUUAUGGAAAGUCUUGUUUCUUAUUAGAAUAUUUUGUGUAGGCACAGAGUUGCCCCAGCACUGUUUAUAGCAACCCGGGUGUCCUCACAGCGCACAUGAGCCGUGACGCAGCCACCGUGGAGUCGCGCUGACGCGGUGCGGCCACGUGCCAUGAGCUCGCCAACUCGAUGCGGCUAUGUGGCGUGAGCUUACUGUGGAGACAGGCAGGGACACAGGAAACCACAAACGAGAAAUCCAGAAGGAGGAGCUGGAGCUGAUGGGCAUAGCCUGCCACGAGCCCCUCCGAGCACCCCGGGGUGGAGUUCUGGCUGUCAUGGCAGAGGGUUUCACAUGCUCGAAAAGUAAACGAACCAGGAUGUGAGGGGAACACAACAGGCCAUGCCGGCGGAGCUCCCGGGCCCAGGCUGGGGCCUCUUCCCACCGCACGCUGACCUGACGUCAGGAGCGCUGGGGCCCAGGCCGGGCCUACCUCCCCGCUCGCACCGCACUCUGACCUGCUGGUGGGUACGCCCGGGCUGGGGCCUCUUCCCACCACACUCUGACCCGCCGUCGGGAGCGCUCGGGCCUGGGCCGGGCCUACCUCCCCGCUCGCACCGCACUCUGACCUGCUCAUGGGCGCGCCCGGGCCGGGGCCUUCCUCUUCGCACUGCACUCUGACCCAUCAGGAGUGUGGGGGAGACCACUGAGCAAAGCUGGGAAAGAGGAAAGAUACUGAACUCUAGGUAGUACAUUUGUUUUUUGCGUGGACGAUUCUGAAGCUGUAUUCUGAGAUGGAAAAAACUAGAAAUACAUUGUGGAUGAUGAGAGCCAGGUGUAUUGAGCUCCUGCUUUUCAACAUACAAAGGUAACUGGAUAGAGAAACAGAGUGAUUGCCCUCACCUGGCCAGGGUGUACUCCGAGACCCCAGCGGGUGCCUGAAGCCGUGGAUAGUCCUGAAUCUUGUCCACGCUGUGUUUUUUCCUGUACGUACCUGUGAUCAAGUCUGAGGUGUGACAGCAAAGCUGACAGAACUUUCUGCUUCCCUCUUCAGAAUGUCACAGAUGGGCGCCGUGUUCUCAUGGAAGACCUUAGCAGCCUCGGCAUCUGGCUGUUUUUCUUUUAGGUCAGGAGUUUCCACCUUUUCCCUUAAAGGAAGCGCUUGGCAGCUUCUCUGGUGUGUCUGAGUCGCCAGCAUCACCACUGUCGUGUUCUGGGGCCAUUAUUAAGUAAAAUAAAAGCUUCUUGGACCCAAGCGCCGCGUCACCGCGAUGGUCGGUCUGAUCACCGAGAUGGCUGCUGAGUGCCUGGCGGGCAGGGUGGCGUGGACAGCCUGAAACGCUGGACGGAGGGAGGGUUCACGUCCCGGCAGGACGGCUGCUCAGAACAGCACGGAAUCAAAAACUCAUGAAUGGUUUAUUUCUGGAAUUUUCCACUUAGUAUUUUUGGACUGUGGCUGACCAUGGGUAACUGAAACCAUGUGUAAGGGGGACUGUUGUGAGGGGCUGUGCACAAAUGCUUCCCAGCUCUGCCCUGAGGGCCUGGACGCAGUGACCCCCGCACUCAGGGUCUUGGCCCUGAUACCAUUCUCUAACCAAAAGGAACCAGGACCAGGCCAGAGAAGGUAUCAGAUGAGCUAGAGAGUGAAGAAUUGCUGAGACAAGGGGACUUGUUGGAAUAACACGGGGGGGAUGGGAAGGAGCACACGGUGGCCCACCUGGGGCAGUGUGAGCAUGAAAAUGACAGGCCAGGCGCAGCGGCUCAUGCCUGCAAUCCCAGCACUUUAGGAGGCCGAGGUGGGAGGAUCGCUUGAGGCCAGGAGUUCAAGACCAGCCUGGGCAACAUGGUGAAACCGUGUCUAGAAAACAAGAAAAAUCAGCCGUGUGUGGUGUCACCCGCCUGUAGUCCCAGACACUCAGGAGGCUGAGGCAGGAGGAUCACUUGAGCCAGAGGUUAAGUCUGCAGUGAGCUGUGAUUGUACCACUGCUCUCCAGCCUGGGCAACAGAGCAGGACCCUGUCUCACAAAAAAAGGAAGAAAAUUAAUUAUUGUAAUGGGCUGUAGCCCAUUACACACAGAAUAAAUUGAUAUCCAGUAGUCUAUAGAACGUAAGUAAUUGGGUAAACAUGUCAGUGAGGGGAGGGCCAGGUCUGUCUUAUUAAUUCUAAUAUAGAAGAAAUUUGGGGAACAGGAAAUUGCUGUUGCAGAAACCACACUGGUGACAGGUGCAGAUCACAACCCUCAGUGGGCCAGGUGUGGUGGCUCACGCCUAUAAUCUCAACACUUUGGGAGGCCAAGGCAGGCAGACCACUUGAGGCCAGGAGUUCGAGACCAGCCUGGCCAACAUGGAGAAACCCUGUCUCUACUAAAAAUACAAAAAUUAGCUGGGGCUGGUGGCGCGUGUCUGUAAUCCCAGCUAUUCGGGAGGCUGAGGUGGGAGAAUCACUUAAACCAGGAGGCAGAGGUUGCAGUGAGCCGGGAUUGUGCCACCACACUCCAGCCUGGACGACAGAACCAUCUCAAAAAAAACCCUCAGUUGCCAUGAAGUGAAUGGUGAUGUGUGGUGUGAAGCAGGUGUCUGCUGAGUCUUGAGAAACCUCCCCUUGAGAUGUGCACUGACCUCCGAGGAGACAGUGGUCACAUCACAGCAGAACAGCAGAGGCCCCCUUAACCCAGUAGUCACCGCCGGGAGUGAGUCGCACAGGCAGCACCGACCUGGGGGCGUCCCUGAGGGCACAGUGUCACCUGUGGUUCUCUUGCCCAAUUGCAUGUCCUGAAUGUAAUCCCAAGGAGACAUCAGACACAGACCCAAACUGAGGGGCCUUCUGCGAAGUGACUGGCAGCACUGGCCCAGUGUUAUGUAAGAUGUUAUUUGGGGAACUGGGCAUACACACUAUCCUAUUUUUAGAACUUUCUGGAAGUCUGAAAUUAUUUUGAAAUGAGGAAAAAAAUAUGCUUUGUAUGAAACUGUAGUGGAAUAGAUUGAGUCGAUUCUCAUUUCGAAAUAUCUUCAAAGAGUUUCCAGUAGGCAUGGUGCCGGCAUGAGUGGUUUCAGCAGGUCACAGGCAGAGAAGCCGGAAUCCCAAAAUAGCGCCAUUGUGUGGACAGCCUGACUCCUUACAAACGCGCACCGGCUUCCCAACGUUGCCUUUGAGUUUCUGGGUCUGGCUGCUGAAUGUGUUGUGCUUAAGAAUCCAGACACCCUGCUGUUCCUGCCAGAGCUUCUCACAAGAUAUUUCGGGUAGUUCAUCAUCUGUCAUGUGCAGAAUGCAUUUUAUUUCUCAUAGACGCUUGUCAUGAUAAGCCAGCCACAUUAUUAAAAGGCUCCCAGAGACAA